Colletotrichum navitas is the source of this 1285-nucleotide messenger RNA. RefSeq names its product nuclear pore complex assembly-domain-containing protein. The record is from RefSeq and is a predicted model, not a curated record. The transcript is spliced from 3 exons. The coding region runs from base 111 to 1031 and encodes 306 amino acids. NCBI's taxonomy places the organism in Eukaryota, Fungi, Ascomycota, Sordariomycetes, Glomerellales, Glomerellaceae.
CAUCUAAAUAUCAACCCAGCCCAGACCAGCCAAGCCCAGCUCUGAGCUUACUCGUCCAAUUUUGUGUUUUCUUACCUGACCGAGGAAACCGUCCCGUCACACGCAUUACAAUGUUUGACUACACCAACUUUGACCAUGUCUUUGGGGCGCAACAAUUCCCUUACGAUCGCAAGGCCAUCCAAGAGAUCGACACGUUCCGUAAGAGUCUUGAUGGCGCCCUGUUCAUUGACCGGGUCCUAAAGGCCCUGGGUCUCACCAAGGCCAAGACUUACCCCCCGAAGACCGAGAACGCCCUGCGCACCCUACACCAGCAACUCUGCGAAGCCGCCAUGUCGACGCACCACCGGCUAUCGAUCUUCUACUACAUCCUGCUCGAUUUUGACACCAGCCAGACUAGACCGCAGGCGUCGUCCAAGUUUGCUGUGACUUCAGGCGUCCCGAAGAACUACCAGAUCUUCAUGAAGGGCCUGUGGCUGAUGGACCAUCUGCAAUUCGAGAAAGCACUCGAGUACAUUGCGCACCCCUCGCUUACGACCGACUUCGCCGACGAGAUCAUGACGGCCCUCGUGCGGCACGCGCCCGAGGGGGACUACACCUUGCCUCUGUCCUAUUUCCACACGGUCCAGCCUAUCCUGAAGACGUCUGCGGCACUGGAGCUGCUGUUCGACGCCAUGUCGCGCACCAGCGUCACCGAGGCGUUGUAUUUUUCCAGGACACACGCUGAGGCGGUGAGAGCACAGCUCUUCCGCCAACUGAUCGCGAUAGUCAUUGGCGCCCCUGCGAGCGAGGAGACGGCUGCGCGUGCCACCGAACUCGUCGGCCUACCCUUGGAUGCGACAGAGGAGACUUGGUUCGAGGAGUAUCUGUCGCAGGAGGAAGGCAAGAAGCUGAGAAGAGCACGGGAUACGUUGCUCAUGCGCAAGCUCGUCACGGGACGAUUGAGCGAGGCCGUCAAGGAUAAGAAUCUGGGAGGCAGAUGGGGAGUGGUCUUGGAAGGCAUCAAGAGCGGAUUGGGUGGCCGGGCGGAGUAACGACAUGUCGGCUGGGAAUGGUCUUUGGGUCAUGGCUGGUGACGGGAUCAACGACUGAGUUUGGCAUAGCGUUGGCGUUGGUGAUUCUUAUUUCUGUUCAGAUUCAAGGGGCAAGAAGCUUAACUGGCUCACAUCAACGGGUGACUCUUAAUAGUCAGCAAAGAAGACAAGCUUGCAACAUUGGACCUCUCAUAUCUGGCCUGACGCCUGGUGCUUCAACCAGGCCGAGCACCCCCCGCAUCCUCGUAGGUGAG